Oncorhynchus nerka (sockeye salmon) is the source of this 716-nucleotide messenger RNA. RefSeq names its product troponin I, fast skeletal muscle-like. NCBI's taxonomy places the organism in Eukaryota, Metazoa, Chordata, Actinopteri, Salmoniformes, Salmonidae. The transcript is spliced from 7 exons. Gene Ontology annotation, cellular component: troponin complex. Gene Ontology annotation, biological process: skeletal muscle contraction; cardiac muscle contraction. The coding region runs from base 72 to 602 and encodes 176 amino acids. The record is from RefSeq and is a predicted model, not a curated record.
UCUCAGUCACUCAUCCCUCCGUCUUGCAACGCUCUCUUCCUUCUAGGAAGGGAUAUCAACCACCGGCCAAGAUGUCAGAUAAAAAGAUGUCGUCGAGUCGCAGGCAACAUCUCAAGAGCUUGAUGCUCCAGAUUGCCCAGGGGUUCAUAGAGGCUGAGGCCAUCCAGGCAGAGGAGGACAAAAACAUCUACAUGGAUGAGAACGUCCCCUCCUUCUCCGUCCCUGAAUCCAUGCAGGAACUCCAGGAUCUGUGUAAGAAGCUCCACCAGCAGAUUGAUGCAGUGGAUGAACAGAGAUAUGACACGCAAAGCAAAGUAGCCAAGUCCGAUAAGGAGAUUGAGGAUCUGAAGAUAAAACUACAAGACCUGAAGGGCAAGUUCAGGAAGCCCGUCCUGAAGAAAGUCCGCAUGUCUGCUGAUGCUAUGCUCCAGGCUCUGCUGGGCUCCAAACACAAGGUGUCCAUGGAUCUGAGGUCCAACCUGAAGCAAGUCAAGAAGGAGGUCAAGGAGGAGGUGAAAGAUGCAGCUGACUGGCGUAAGAACAUAGAGGACAAGGCUGGCAUGGACGGUAGAAAGAAGAUGUUUGAGUCCGACACUGUUUGAGUCCGUAUUUGUGUUCAUAUGUCUCAUCUGAUAACAUCCUCCAUUUUAAUCUACAUUCUCCUCCUGUCAUUCCUAUUUACACGACUCUGUCUAAUAAAAUAAAAUACUUCAAUA